This is a messenger RNA of Manihot esculenta (cassava), 3709 nucleotides long. RefSeq lists its product as uncharacterized. The record is from RefSeq and is a predicted model, not a curated record. Lineage: Eukaryota; Viridiplantae; Streptophyta; Magnoliopsida; Malpighiales; Euphorbiaceae. Bases 1029 to 3239 code for a protein of 736 amino acids. The transcript is spliced from 2 exons.
CUCUCUCUCUCUCUCCCCUUAACUGACUUUUUGUGUUUAUUAUGCUUUACUGCUAGCUAUUGGUCCACUUCUUGUUGGUUUUUGCCUUUACCCUGUACUUUGUUUGAUUCUUUGAGACUCUUAAGUACUCUUUUACUCAUUGCUUGCUCUUCUGUAAGACAGGUUUCUUCUUCUUCUUCUUCUUUUUGGGUUCUAUUUAUAGAUUCAUAACUUCAUAAGAGACUUUCAGUGGAAGAGAUUGAUGGAUAUGAUGGCAUCUACUUGCAGUUUCUGGGGUUUUUCUAUGUGAGAUCUAGUGGGGUAUGGCCAUUUUUUCGAGCUUUCUUCUUCUUCUUUUGGCUUGGAAUGUAAGUGAAGAAAAAGUUGCUGCUGAUAACUUAUAUAGCCUUUACACAUUCUACUUACUCCUUUUUUUUGGGAGUUUAUAGAGAUCAUAGGAUUCCUUGCUGCUUUAAACUUCUCAAUGGGUGAUCAAACUCAGUUUUUUUUCCUUUUUUUUGUGGUUUUUGUGAUUCAAAUUCUGGAAUCAAUGAUGGAGAGCAUGCUUUGCAGCACCAAUACUCCCAACAUAGAAUAUUAGAGACAGCUCUUGCAUCGGACUAUUAAACACUUAUGCUGUCUGAAAAUGAGAGUUGUUGCUUUGAGAUGUUCUUAGUUGGUAUCUACCUCUUAUGAUCUGUAUACUAAGCUUCAUCUCUGUUUUGUACUCUUCUUCUAAUAAGACCAGUUAGUUAUGUGUUUCUAGCUAAAAGCAGGUAUCUUUUUACUCUCAUUUGCUUCUUGUUGUAUUCAGGAAAAAUUCCCAUUUUGGCAUAUUAGGCUACAAAUUGAAUUUGCCUUUUUCCUUGUUAGGGUUUGUCUCUGGUGACAUUGACAUAGUGUUUCAAGCAAAUGAAACUCCAUAAUAGAUUUCAUUUAAGGAUUUUGUAAUGGACUAUGGCAUAUCUGGAUUUCGCGAUUUGGGGAUUCUUGGAUUUAAAUAGAUAUUGAUGUCAUUUAUUGCAAAUGGCUGAGUUUUUGCUUAGCUUAUGGUUAUAAUCAUUCUCUUAAUAUUUUUUGAUCUUUGCUUGUUGCAGAGUAGUCCUAACACUGUUCUUCCAUGUCGACAUUUUUCAGAUGCUGAAAACAAAAUCAUGAAAAGCAAACUUGCACAUAAAGAUGGUUUGUUGACAGUAAAGCAAGGCUUCACAGAGAUAAGUUUUCGUCGCUAUCGUAGUUCCUCGUGUAAGACUCCAACUAGAACUGUUGGUUUAGAAGGAAAUGUUGAGUUGAAGCGAGGUUCCGUUUAUCAAAACUCAACAGAGGUGAGGAAAAUGAAGAAUAUGGGAGUUAAUGAGGGAAGGAGAAAAAUUGAAUUGUCGCUAGAUAAUGAGAGUACUUUCUCCUUUAGCAUUGUUGAUUCUUUGUGUUGUUCAGAUGAAGAGAACACACAGAAGAGAUCCCCAAAAUUGUCUGUGAACUCAAGCUUGAAUCCAACAUCUGUUAGGAAGUCUUGCAUAGAACCAUGCUCAUCAGAAGGCUUCAUUGAAAUCUGUCCAAAUUUGGGUAAGAGAGAAAAACAAUCUUCUGGAACUGUAAGAUGUGAUUCAAUUGAGAAUCCAACUUUCAGAUGUGAGCAGGUUGCUGGUCCUGUAAAUGAUGCUAAUGAUAUGCUUGAAAACGACAUGGCCCUGACAUUCCAUAAGUCGCUUUCUGCUAAGCUAGAAAUGCCCCAUUCACCUUCUCCUUCAGAAAGUAGCUGCUCUUCUAGAGCCAGCUCAAAGUCCCGGUUUAGCCCCAUCAAGAAGAUGUUUGAUCCAUUUAUGAAAUCCAAGUCUUUAAGGAGUUCCUUGAGUUAUAUAGCAGAACAUGGUGAUGUCAAAACUACAGGGAUAUCAAAUGUGAGGAAUAAUCAAAUUACGAGGAAAUCUUUGACACAUGACUUUGCAAAUACAAUCGGGAAAUCAGAUAUUGGUUCUCCACUUGUCCGGAAUGGUCACAAUCUUUCAACUGUGGCAUGUUCACCAGUUCACCUGCAUGGUUGUCUCAAGUUGGAGAAUAAACAUGGGGUGCCAUAUUUCAAGUUCUCAUUGGAUUGCCCUGAAGAAGUUUUUGUGGCCAAGACGCGGAAGGAAAAUAAUGCUGUUAAUUGGGUGUACACAUUUCACUCCAUUUGCAAUAGAAAGAAGAGCAAUGUCAGUGGCUGGAGUUUGACUGAUAGCAACAAGGAGUCCUUGAUGGUUGGACAGAUGCAAGUUUCCUGCUAUUUAAACUCAGACUUAAACGAUGGUGGGGAUGUUGACAAUUCUAUGGUGAUGGAAUUUGUAUUAUAUGACAUUGCACAUGCGAGACAAAGUGUUUGUUCACAAGAUUCCCUUGAUAUUGUUAAAUCUCCCAAUUGUUCUAAAGCAGGCUAUGGUGGUGCAACUCAUGAAUUGGACAGUGGUUCUGAUGCAAUGAAAUUCAAACAUCAAACACAACGGGCGUCUUACAGCAACAACUCUGAUUCUUCUAGUCCUUACCCGACUGCACUUUUACAUUCAGACCUUGAAAUUGCAGCUAUUGUCAUUCAACUCCCAUUUGCGAAGAGAGAAAGCAUGAAAUGUAACAGGGGUAAUAGGAGUAAUGUUACAAUGCAUUCAAAUCUUCUCAACCACUCUACAGUUGGGCAAAGGAGAAAAGACUUCACGGACAGAGAAAAUCCAGACAAGUUGAAUGUGGUAAUUCCCACAGGAAAUCAUAGUUUGCCAAUUGAUGAAAGCCAGGGCCCUUCUUCUUUGCUUGAUAGAUGGAGAAUUGGUGGAGGCUGUGAUUGUGGUGGAUGGGAUAUGAGCUGUCCACUUACUGUUUUUGGCAGUCCUGGUAUCAGAUGUGCUGAAGAUAAACCACUCAUGGAUUAUCAGAAGCCUUUGGAACUUUUUGUUCAGGGAACAAAACAGAAAAUCCCAGCAUUGACCAUGAGAGCAGUUGAAGAAGGACAAUAUGCAGUUCAUUUCCAUGCACAACUAUCAACAUUACAAGCAUUUUCCAUUUGUGUUGCUGCAUUGCAUGGCAUUGAAGCCUCCAAUGCUAUAGGGAAGGAAAGAAGCAAGCAGUUGGCACAUGGAAGUUCACUGAAAGCACUUAUCGAAGAGGAAAUGCAGUUCUUAAUUGAAACAGUCACAGAGGAGGAAAAAAAGAAGGCCGCCUCCAAGAAGAUGGAAGAGAUCCAGCAGACUUAUGUGCUUAACCCUCCCUUUUCUCCGAUUGCUCGGGUAUAGACUAAAACCGGAUUGUUUCAUCAUGCAAAAUCGCUCGUGGAAGGACAGCAAGUGAAAGAAAUAUCUUUGAAAUCUCACUUAAGGAUCCCAACUGCUUCAAGUCUUGGCUUAGGUUGCCAGUUUUGGAGCAAGUUCUUAGUGCAGCCUUCAAUAGAGCAUGCUCCAUUGAACUGAAUGGUUCUGGAGCAAGAGCCAAAAUGGUGACCGCAUAUCAAGAUGAAAAAAUCCUUAGAUGUAGAAUUUGAUUUGUUGUUUCAUUUCUACCAGUAGGAAUACAAUAGAAAACACAUACUGUCCAUACUGUAAGUUGAUAGAAAGAGAAAAAUACCCAAUUCAAUUGUUGACAGAGAGGGGAUAUAUAGGGGAACCUAUACUUUUUUGUAUUAUAAUUAAUGGGUAUAAGGUGGUAAUUAGUAGUAUUAUGCAUCUCCAAAAUUAAUAAACAGUGCUUAAACCAUUGUUAUGAUCAA